Molecule: messenger RNA, 899 nt
Organism: Hyla sarda
Lineage: Eukaryota; Metazoa; Chordata; Amphibia; Anura; Hylidae
Exons: 2
Coding region: 192-899 (235 amino acids)
Biological process (GO): retrotransposition
Cellular component (GO): ribonucleoprotein complex
Molecular function (GO): single-stranded RNA binding
Source: RefSeq, a predicted model, not a curated record
GAAAAAUAAAAGAAGUGAUCUGAUUGGUUGCUAAGAGCAACUGGACAACAUUUCCUCUCCACAGGUACAUUUCCCCGAUUGUCUUCAUAUUUAGGAUGAGAAUCUACUGACAAAAUUUAGCUACAACUAGCGCUGAUUUUUCAGCUCCACAGCGGCAUCGCGAGCACUCAAGACAGGCUGACCCUACGGAGAUGGAGAAGAACCGGGCAGGAGGCUCGCAGAGGUCUCUCUCACAGACCAUACCUGAGAUAUUCCGCUCUGGCCAGAAAUCCAAUAUGGCGCCGACUCCCUCGCGCGCUUCCAGUCCUGUAGUCCCUGAGGAGGAAGACAGAACGGACGAGUCGCCGGCUCCUAUUCUCCCAGCGGAUCCCAUGAACCCAGCUGAACUGUACCGGUCCAUUCAACUUAUGUUCAAGGCUGAACUAUCUAAGGCCGUGGCUGACCUCUCCAAACAGGUGGGCGAACUGGGCAACAGGGUCUCCGAUAUGGAGCUGAGGGCUGAUGAUUUGGCGGUAGCUAUUGAGGCUGAUAGAAGUCUCCUCUCCGACCACAUUGACAAAUUGGACUUGUUGGAACUUAAGAUCGAGGAUCUUGAAAACAGAUCCAGGCGGGCUAAUGUUCGCAUUCGCGGCUUGCCGGAAACGGUCACUGACCUAAACACUACUAUUCUGAACCUGUUUGCUGCGCUAUUACCACAAACAGACCGGUCCUACCUGCUAAUGGAUAGGGUCCACAGAGCACUUGGAUGUCCCAAAAACCCCGAUGUGCCGAGAGAUGUUGUCCUACGCAUGCAUUAUCCUGAAAUGCGGGACAAGGUUCUGCAAGCCGCCCGCAAUGUUUCACCACUACCUGACAUGCCACCUUCAGUUCAUCUAUAUGCGGCACCCUCUACAUCUUAG